AUGCCGAUUCUGUCAGCCGUGAAUUAUAUGAGCGUCGCCGCUGGUUACCUCCGUUUGGCCCAACACACUGUCGAGAACUCCCAAUCCCAGCGACGUCUUGAGUGUUAUGUCGUGCUUGGGCCUUAUCCCAAGAGGUAUUAUGCCCCGUCCCGCCCGUUUAUUCUUGCUAAGAUCCUUCGUGCAGGCACGAAUGCUUCUAACAACCACGUUGUCGUUCCGCCAUGGGUUGAGAGUGCCUCGCUACUCGGAGGUGGAUGCCGCAAGGGGCUUCCCAACUUCUCCCCCAAUUGGGAGAGCAAACCGUACGCGGAAUUCUGA
Molecule: messenger RNA, 318 nt
Organism: Aspergillus melleus
Lineage: Eukaryota; Fungi; Ascomycota; Eurotiomycetes; Eurotiales; Aspergillaceae
Exons: 2
Coding region: 1-318 (105 amino acids)
Source: RefSeq, a predicted model, not a curated record